Messenger RNA from Entamoeba nuttalli P19, 720 nucleotides. RefSeq lists its product as hypothetical. Lineage: Eukaryota; Evosea; Mastigamoebida; Endamoebidae. The coding region runs from base 1 to 720 and encodes 239 amino acids. The record is from RefSeq and is a predicted model, not a curated record. The transcript has a single exon.
AUGUCAAAUAUUGAAAUACAAAUUCCACAAGAAGAAAUGGAUUGUUGUUGUUUAUUAUGUAAAAUGAAAAAAGUUGUUUUACAAAAAAAUUAUAUACCGUGGAUUUCACUUGUUCGAAUAUUUUAUCUUUCAUUAAUGUCUUUAUUUCCAUAUAAAACUUUUUUCUCUGUAAAAAGUGAUAUUCCAGAUUUUAUUAAAAGUCAUUGGUCAAUUCUUUCUCAACUUUCUCAAUUUAAUGGAAAAAGUAGAUGGAGAAAAAGUAUGUUAGACGCUAUUAAUCAUUCUCGUUUUUUUCAAUCAGGAAAAGAUGAAUAUCAUGUUUCUGGUUAUUGGAGAUUAAAAGAUACUUCAAUCCCAUUUAUAGAAAACUGGGAAAAUGAAUCAAUUAAAUCUGAAAUUACAACAACCAACUCAAUUGAAACUACAACAGAUUCUAUUGAGAUACAACAUACUUAUUCAUUUAAUCAAAUAGCUCAAAUUCAAACGAAUGAAUUACUUAAAAAUUAUUAUAUUAAAACAAUUCAACAAGCUCAAAAUAAUAAUCAAUAUCUUGUGUCUAUUUAUUCACAAGUUAAUUCUAUAUUUCAAUUACAUGUUCAAAGAGAAAUUAAAAUUAAUGAACAAUUAAUUCAAAGAAAUACAGAAGCAUUAUAUAAAAUAACAGAUAAUAAAGAAUAUAAUUAUUCAUCAGCUUGCUUAAUGAUAAAAACUGUAUUUUAA